Messenger RNA from Verticillium nonalfalfae, 1134 nucleotides. RefSeq lists its product as uncharacterized. Lineage: Eukaryota; Fungi; Ascomycota; Sordariomycetes; Glomerellales; Plectosphaerellaceae. The coding region runs from base 1 to 1134 and encodes 377 amino acids. The transcript has a single exon. The record is from RefSeq and is a predicted model, not a curated record.
AUGGUCAACACACUCGAGGUUCCUAUGGAACAAGUUCUUCGCAAGCGCAGCGCCUCCCUCACGUCUCUCAAGAUGACCGACUAUAAGACGAUGAACCCCCUCGACAAGUUCAUCACACCGAAGGCUCCUCCUCCACUGCCCGACAGCAUGAGGACGCGCCUAGGCUCGUCGCCUCUCACACCUUCAAGUAUCUCAUUGCGCUCCAUGUCAACGGCUCCCGCAUGGCGGCGUUUGUUCGGCCGGCGGUCCUCUAGCCGGACCGGCGAACGUGAUCGUCAUCGCAACGAGGAGCAUUGGUCCAUGUCAUCAGAUGUCUACGUGGAUGAUGAGAGAAGUCUCCUCUCAUCGCAAGGGAGCCGAAGCAGGGACAUUUCGCCCGAAUCUCUUCAGCGUUUCCUGGCCGACGAAACCGCACCGUCAGUGCCGACUGACGUUAUGGAAGAGCGGCCGACUCUGUCGAUACCGGAAGACAUUGUGGAAGAGAAUGAAGACGACCUCAACUUCGCCACAUCAGCCGUGUCUGAAAACAACCCCUACGCAACAUGCCUAUCGCCUCCACCUUUCAAACGAUCCCACUCCGACAGCAGCAUGCCUACUGUCACGAAUGGCAGCCAAAUGACGCUGACACAAUAUGUCCACUCCACAUCGGACAAGGUUGAUGCUGCGCAUGCGCCGUCCCCAACUCGGGACCUCCAGAGCCGUCCCACUCUCGGACUCGACAUGUCGGAGUCGCGGUUCUCUAUGUCUUCCGCUUCCAGCAUUGUCUCCCAAGAGCUACGCUCUCCAGAUGAUGAGCCGCCCUCAUGGUAUGACUCCAAUGAUGACGACGAUGAGUUGCUCUCGUCGAAUGAAAGCGAGUCCUCCCGUAAGCCUCUGUGCGCGCUGGAUUCGACAUAUACGUCUUUGGACCAGCCGCGAGCCCCUAUUGCCAGUUAUAGCCUGCCACAGGGACCAGACCAUGUCAGCAAGCAGUCUCUGCAUGACCAACGCACCAUCCACGCCUCUAUUGCAUCGCCGGCUUUGAUUGCAAGGUCUGACCAUACGCUACUCGCAAGCCCCAGCGACCACGGCAUUGACGACUUUGUCAAUGAAAUGAACUGGAUGGUCGACAUUAUCCAUGGCGGACGUGUCUAG